UCUAAUUUCGCAUUUCUAAAGGGAAAGGAAUAUAAAGAAAACCGCAUAAAAAGAAAUAUCGGAGAAAAAUUGGAUAUUAAGAAAAGAUAAGGAAUAGAUAGAAUAUGAUAUGGAGAACGCAGGGGACGAAGGAAGAAGAGAUAGAACGAAUGAAGAAGAUGCACGUAGGUUGAUGGAUCGAAUGUAGAGGAACAGAAAACAGUUGGAAGGACGAAAAGAGACGGUAAGAGGGCGGGCGGAUAGAGAGGGAAAGAGAGACGGGUAGGGGAGCCAGAAAAAAUCCGGGGAUUUACGCGGAAAGGGCAAAAUAUUCCCCGCCCAGACUUCAUUCAGCCUCCGAUUACGGGGUGGCUUUGGGUGAAAAGCACACGCUUUCAUUGGUCGAGGGGCUAAUAUGGCGGUGUUAGGGGUUGCAAGGUGGGGCGGGUGUACGCGAUAUUAAGGGCUGCUUUCAUGUCCGACGAGCCAGUUCGUGGUGCGCCGUCGAUUGACGCAUUUUCCGUCGAGAAGGUGGAGAACGAAGCGUGGAGCGUUCGACAAUUUCUUGUGUUUCUCCUCAUUCUACAUCCUUCUCAGAUUCUCUCGCUUUCUUUUUUUUGCAUACUUUUUUCCGGCUGGACCACACUCGAAAGCACACGCGACUCGGCGGGAAAUUCAAUUUGCGCGCGUGCCACUCGGGAGACAAUUUAUGAUUUGCCAGUGAUUUUUUCGUGGAUCGAGGACUGUUUCGUAUUGCCAUUUGUUUGCGAAUAUCGGGAAAUUUUACGUCAGUGAUUUUCGUGGAGAAAGACUUUCUUAGAAUGGCUCAGACAUAUAAUCAGAAGAAAAAUGUGUACAGCAUUGAUCAAAUAUUGGGUCAUGGCAAAGAUGAAGAUCACGCGACAUCAUCUGACGCCGUCGUUGAUGACGGUGACACGGAGCUCGGUCACUUGAGCGAUCAUCAGAUCAACGAUGCGUUGCACGAUCCUUUGAAUCUGGGUGAAUCUGAUCGACCACGCAAGGUGCGAAGAUCCCGCACGACUUUUACAACUUAUCAGCUACACGAACUCGAGAAAGCUUUUGGGAAUACGCAGUACCCGGAUGUGUUCACCAGGGAAGAGCUGGCAAUGAGGUUGGACCUCUCAGAGGCGAGAGUUCAGGUUUGGUUUCAAAAUCGACGUGCAAAAUGGCGCAAGAAGGAAAAGGCGUUGGGCAGAGAUACUACUUUUAUGCACGUCGAACAAGGUGGCGUAAAUGAAUUGUCUCUCCACGCGCGUCUGUUACAAACGGCCGGCGGUGUUCCGGGCGCGGACUCUUCCGGUCCGCCAACCGGCGCAUUUCCCUGGUUCAUCCCGCCGGUUUUCCCGCCACCCUGGCCCACGAGCGCGCCCAAGUUGCCACCGUUACACGCCAUCUUGUCGCAAUACAUCGGAUUGCCGUUGUCGCAGAAUCUGGCGUCGCUUAGUACAAUGCUGCCAGUCAACUGCCUGAACCCGAGCUCGUCGUUGAAUCACAGUAACGUGAACGGCCACUCGCUGGGCGGCCAUCUUCACGGCGGGCAUCCUCUGAACCUGGGGGUGCAGAGCAUACCGCAGAACCUGAGCUCGAAGAACGACAAGGACGAGGAUUCGGCGUCGUCCGACGACGAGAUCAGGAAGCAGAGCGCGGAAGUGCUGAGAGUGAAGGCGGAGGAGGCGCUACGUAAGGCGGACAAUUAACUGUGAGAGCUCUUUUACGGACUUUUGUAAAUAUGAGAAACUUGUUCCCGGGAAUCUCACCCAUAUUUGAUACCAACGUAAAUGUUUUGCACGCGUCAUAAAUCUGCAGCCUACGCGAAAAGGAUUUCUCUUGGUUAUUGUCAGGCUUGGAGAGAUUUACUUGGCAUCGUUUAUACUUAUGAUUCGAUAUCGACGGAUAUUUAUUUACAAAAUGUUUCGGAAGGAAACGUACUUACUUCAGAUUUUCAAGUUAAUUGCGAAGAAAAGCAACUUUUGAUAUUAUACCAAAGAAUUUAUUAAUUUAUUUUUGCAUCCAAAAUACUUUAUAGGAUCAAGGCUUAGGAAUCGAGUAGCACAUGUUCGAGCAGGAAGUAAAUGAUAUUUGAUAUUAAUUUGAUUAUUUGCGACGUAUUGAUCAAUAUAACUUGAAUGACACGCGUUUCAAUUCUUUGAAUUAGGAGUUUGUGUAAGACACAAUUUUAAGUUUACUAUUAUUUAUCAAUAUUAAUUAGCUGCUGAUCGUGCUCUUUUAAUCUAAAGGUCGAGAAACUCAAUCAUUCGAGUAAUUCGAAAUUAUUAUUUG
Messenger RNA from Camponotus floridanus (Florida carpenter ant), 2280 nucleotides. It is a transcript of the gene hbn, whose product is annotated as aristaless-related homeobox protein. NCBI's taxonomy places the organism in Eukaryota, Metazoa, Arthropoda, Insecta, Hymenoptera, Formicidae. Gene Ontology annotation, molecular function: DNA-binding transcription factor activity, RNA polymerase II-specific; RNA polymerase II transcription regulatory region sequence-specific DNA binding. The coding region runs from base 801 to 1697 and encodes 298 amino acids. Gene Ontology annotation, biological process: regulation of transcription by RNA polymerase II. The record is from RefSeq and is a predicted model, not a curated record. The transcript has 4 exons.